AUGCUUUCAACUUCAACGACAUAUAAAUCUCCUUCAACCGAAUUUUCCGAUCCACGGCUCUUUCCUCGUCUUGUUCUACGCCUCAUACACCUAGUUUUGGUAGAUUAUGGCCAUGCGUUCAUGGAUGGCACCGAAGUGGACGAUUCUGGUUUGCCGCUUAGUUAUCUCAAGCAGCAUGGCAAACGAGACAAUAGGGAAAGACAGUCUGAGAGGCGUCAUUCAAAAGAAGAAGAAGACCGGGGCUUUCAAGCCCAAGCGACUGCGUAUUCAAGCAUAAGUGGCAAACUGGGCAGGAUUAUCAAUCAUGAGCCCUCUUAUGCACUGACCCAGUUCGACACUUCACACGACUUUAGUGUAACCCCGACAACACGAAAAUUACUUGACGACAAUCUCGACAACUUGCCUAUCUACGUUCCUGAAACCGGACCAUCUCGGCUGGUUCCUGUAACUCGGGCAGAGCCAGGGAUCUUCCAAACGACUUUGACCAUUAGCAGUGAACGAGAAACCCCUCCUCCUCUUCUAGUCGAUACCACAUGGACUAGUUGCCUUCUUCGUCUCGUGGAAGAAGGAGUAAGCGAAUUUUAA
Protopolystoma xenopodis is the source of this 585-nucleotide messenger RNA. Lineage: Eukaryota; Metazoa; Platyhelminthes; Monogenea; Polystomatidea; Polystomatidae. The record is from the annotation of a GenBank genome assembly.